Molecule: messenger RNA, 1370 nt
Organism: Erythranthe guttata (spotted monkey flower)
Lineage: Eukaryota; Viridiplantae; Streptophyta; Magnoliopsida; Lamiales; Phrymaceae
Source: RefSeq, a predicted model, not a curated record
AACUGUAAUUUUUCCUUUUAAUAAAUUGAAAAAAUAAAAUUUGUUAUAGUUUUAUGAUUGGGCUGGAAAUAAGAAAAACAAAAAGAAGCCUAUUUGUAAAAACUAGGGCUUAUAUAUAAAUUAUUGGGCUGUUCAUUUGGAUUUAAUUUGGCCCAUUAAAUAUAAAUUGGUUCAGAGCUGCAUAUAAAAUUUCAGAGUUCGAAUCCAGAAUCCAGCGCUUGUAUCGCGCAAUUGCUUCGUCAGAAAAAUGAAUUCUCCGCUCAAAUCCUUGUCUUCUUCCUCCGCUUCAUCGGCAUUUGGCACCCGAUGGUGGCGGUUGUUGGAGAAUUUAAUUUCUAUCCUUAAAAGCAGUUGCUUUUUCAAUCUGUCUUCUUCUUCGUAUUUCGAAAUCACCAAGGAUUAUCAUCACACCGUUGUUUGAGCUCCACAUUGCAUAAAUCCAAGCAGGCACGAUGGAUUUUACAGCUGCAUUAUUAACCCCUAACCUCCGGCUAUUUUUAUAUCCCGAAACCCUAAUCUAUACCUUAAAUCAGAAAGAGAGAAAACCCUCGAUUUCGUCCACCGUCGCCAGUCGCCACCACCGCCAUCGCGCCACCCCCGCCGUCGCCUCUGCCGCCAAUGGCUUCUCGUUAUACUGUUGCUGUACCUCCGGAGGGAUUUGAAGUGCCCGAAGGAUGGGAAUAUAUAAGUGAGCUGAAGAAAAACGGAACCCGUGUUCAGUACUACACGAAUGUAACGGGGCAAAAGUACUACACGGAAGCGGACUUAAUGUCGUAUGUUGAGUAUUCAAAAGAAAGAGGAUUCAGCAUCUACGCCCCUAAUUUUGAUGCACGAAGUGCGAGAUAUUACCAUCGGCGUGGAGGACUUAAUUCCAAAACCAAAGAUCGAGCAAAAUCCAAGAAAGAAAGGGAAAGAGAGAACCGCGAUGAUUUAGAAUGCGCGAGCGCUCUGCUGGACCUUUCGACCGACAAAGAAAAGGUGGUACAGUGGGCGACUGUUUUAUUACAAAUUUCAUCUCGGGGAGACACCGAAAGCCGAAGCUCCAGAAGGCUGGGAUGAACAAGGCUUUCAAUUUUCUUCAAUGUGUGGUUUAUGAAGUACUACACGAAUGUAACGGGGCAAAAGUACUACACGGAAGCGGCCUUAAUGGUGUAUGUUGAGUAUUCGAAAGAAAGAGGACUCAGCAUCUACUCUCCUGUAAGUACUACUUCAAGUUUCUUAGUUUCCUUCUUUUUAUCAUACCUAAUAGUACUAAUUGAAAUAACCGAAGGCGUAGAGUAGAGGGCUUAAAUCCAAAACCAAAGUACGAUUUUUUCUUUCUCUAAAUAAUCGAGUUUCUAGUGCAUGUCAGGUGUGAUGUGUGUGCAUGU